Molecule: messenger RNA, 1060 nt
Organism: Cuscuta epithymum
Lineage: Eukaryota; Viridiplantae; Streptophyta; Magnoliopsida; Solanales; Convolvulaceae
Source: the annotation of a GenBank genome assembly
CAAAUCAAACUUUCCAUAACCGUUUUUGUUUCCGAUCUUACUCUGUGUCUUCUAUAUCUCCUAUGGAUCCUCUACUGUACAUCUUUCAUCUCUAUGUUCUUCUCAAUCGUCAUUGAUUUUCCAACGUUGAAUACAAGCGCCAUCGUCGAAUAAGAAAUUUGCUAGCAACUUUAUCUUCUCCGUAUGGAUCACGAUUCUACUUACGAGUUCAGUUAUUCUGAUUCUACACCAAACUCUUGUCAUUCAUCUAAAUUUGAAGUUUCUCCAAACAUGACCAAGUAUUGGACUCCUAUGUGUGUUGAGAGCUGUAAGCCUCAUGUUGGUAUGAUUUUCACAAAUGUUGCUGUUGGAUUUCAAUUCUACAAACAAUAUGCUACUCUUUGUGGCUUUGAUAUCCGUAAGAGUACCUCAAGAAAGAGUAGUGAUGGAGUUUGUGUGUGGAAGUAUAUUUUGUGUAACAGAGAAGGAUUCAAAAAUCUGCCUAAACCUACCAAUCUUGAAUCUAGCAGUUGUGUUGGUGAUGAAACUGAAUCCAUGAACACAGAAUCUAGCUCUUCUAAUUGUGAGAAUAUUGUUGACUGCAAUGAGGAACUGAAAAGCUCAGAACCAAAAAAUAUUCCUUCGAAUAAGAGACGUCGUGUAUCAAAUCGUGUUGGUUGCAAUGCACGUUUAGUUAUGAGAUUACAUGCUGAACAUGGAUAUGUGGUGACCUGUUUUGAAGAGCGGCAUAAUCAUCCCAUGGCGUAAAAGAGAAGUCAAUUGAAGCUUCCAAGAAGUCUAAAAGACUGUGCCGAACUUGUAACUAGCUUGCUUUCCAUGACAGCAGGAAUUGUCCUCUAAAUUCUGAGAAAUAACCAAAUUCAAACUGUCUAAUGUGUUGGAGUUUCAAUUUUUCAUGUCUCUUUCACACUUGCUGUGAAUUUGUUCUUGUACCCAAAUCUUUAUAUUCUGUUGUGCAACAAUCAUACAUAACAGAUUUGCUUAUGAAUGGUUUUGUGAUUGUUUUAAGUAACUGUCUUAAUUAAGUUCUAAUUCAUACUCUUUUGCACAUUAAGUCCUA